CAGAACACCAGCAAAAAUAUUCAUGGUUCUGUUUGGGAAGUAAUGAGAAUGUGAGAAUAAAAUAUGUACUAAUUAAUUAUCAAUUGCUGAAGCAAAACACUGUGUAAGUCUUUAAAUUGCUGACAUAUCAAAUGUGACAAGUGGAGUUGGAAUGGUGCAAAGGGAUCAAAGUGAACGUGUUGAAGUACGACUUGACUCUCCACAUGGACGCGGAGCACUCUGGAUUUGCACGUUCGAGUGUGCAGAGCCAUGAAGGGGUUCCUCUUCCUCUUCCUGGCCGUGCCAGCCGUGUGCUCCCGCUCUCACAGCAACUGGUGUGAGCCGGGUUGCGAGUGUCGCAGGGACGUCAGACUCACCAUCUGUUCAGCAGUAUUCUUCACCGAGCUCCCGGCCAGAGUCCCGUCCAACACGGAACUACUGGAGCUGUCCCACAACGGCAUCGUCGUCAUCCCCGAGCGCUCGUUCAACAAGAACCGCAAGCUGCGUGUGCUCCUGUUGCAGAACAACAACAUCAGCGUGGUGCAGGACGGCGCCUUCUCACUACUGGAGUUCCUGCAGAAGCUGGACUUAAGCUGGAACCGGAUCUCCUCCCUGGGCAAGGGUUUCUCACUGGGUUUGGCCCUCCUGCGGGAACUGAGCUUGGCUCACAACUCACUGAGCAGCCUGGACAGCAGUAGUUUCAUACACCUGGACAAUCUGCAGAAGUUGAACCUGAGCUACAACAGCAUCCUCAACAUCCAGGUCAGAUCUUUUGCUUCGAUGAGCAGCUUGCGACAUCUGCACCUAGAGGGCAACCGGCUGACUUCUCUGAAAAGCGGCAUCUUCUCCAUGCUGCGCUCACUGGAGCUCCUCAAUUUGGCCGGCAAUCUCAUAAAUGAGACGCAGGUGGGCCUCUUCAAACCGCUCGCCAGCGUGACCCUGCUCAACCUGGCCAACAACUAUUUGACCACUGUCCACUUCAAGACCUUCCUGAGCCUCCACACCUACAGCACCCACAUCCUGCUAGAGGGAAACCCCUGGAAUUGCGACUGUGACCUACAAAGAGUUUUCCGGAAGCUGAGGAGCAUCCAGAGACUCUUCCUGGACGAUUACUACAACCUGACGUGCGCUGAGCCCGCGGUGCUGCGGGACUAUCGGUUGAGCCUGGUGGACACAGAACUGUGCAUUGCCGAAACUGUCACCGUGCUCAUCAUCACCGUUACUGUGGUCAUAACGGUGCUGGCAGCCAUGCUGAUGGGGGAGAGGAAGAGGAAAAGGAAGAAGAGUAGGAAGCACUGGACGCAGCAGGGACAACUAUCGGACGAGUCAGACUACUGACCUUAAACCUUUCCAUUUUUCGUGAUAGUGACUGAUGAUAGAGGUUUUCCAAGUAUGAGGUGUCAAAUGAUUGAUUUGUUUUGCAAACCAAAAUUUGAGAUACAAGCAAGUUUCAAUUUCGAGGAGCUCGCAGUUAAAAUCGUAAAGGAGUGAUCCAAGAACAAGUUAAUUCUUGACUGAUAACUGGAAACCACAUUGCAGGACCACAAAAUAACUGCACUUUUUAAAUUCCAGCUCAUGGUUACAUUUUAUUGGAAUGUAUUGAACCUGUUUUGGUGUCACCAUCUUGUUUGCUUUA
Messenger RNA from Syngnathus typhle (broad-nosed pipefish), 1615 nucleotides. RefSeq names its product reticulon-4 receptor-like 2. NCBI's taxonomy places the organism in Eukaryota, Metazoa, Chordata, Actinopteri, Syngnathiformes, Syngnathidae. The record is from RefSeq and is a predicted model, not a curated record. Bases 250 to 1317 code for a protein of 355 amino acids. Gene Ontology annotation, molecular function: protein binding. The transcript has 2 exons.